GUACACAAUUUGCGGGCAAUUCAAGGACGCCACUUCGACUUGCUCUCCUCUGUACACUAUUCCUAUGCAGGGAGUCAGCUCGUGGAAUAUAUCACACUUGCACGCAUAAUUAUCAUUCGUUCUACACAUGCGCUUAUCAGACACAUCGUAGUAGUAGCGUGGGAAGAAUACGGGAUGAGGAAGAUGCUUUUUUGCAGGCAAUACUCGAACAUCUAACCCGUGGAAACAUUGUAAAGAUGCUAUUAUUACAUUUGUAAAUUCGCUCAUGUUAGUAUCAACCUACAGCAAAAUGGAAAGGACAUUGAGUUCAUCUUUUAGUAAAGUGGAAUGUACUUUGCCGAGGUGAAAAUAUAAAACGUCGAGUUGCUUUUCGCCAAGAAGCUUGGAUGGUGGAUGCCUUAUUGAGCAUCUCUUUUAUCUUCUAUACAGGCCUGUGUUUUUUAGCGUUUCAUAUCAAAGCAGUAACAAUGUCAAUGUCGCCACAUUGGAUAGCUGGGUUUAUUUUUGCCAGUUUAAUACUUCAGGUUGUCUGUGUAUCUGGGGAAGCGGUUUGUCCUAAGUUUUGUUCGUGUUCCCAAAUCCCUGAGAAUGGUGAACGAUCUACAGGUCCGACAUCGUCCAUGUCAGUAGUUGAAUGUAUAAUACCGAACACGAUCUCUUCACUAAAUGCAUUCUCAACGCUUUCACUUUAUCCAAGGCUUAGUAUAUCCAGACUAAUCAUCCGGGAUCAACCUUCGCUAAGUUCUAUCGGCCAAUCUGAUCUGACUGGUUUCAAUGAACUCACACACUUAGAAAUCACCAACACCAAUCUCAGUUCUAUCCACGUACAUAGCUUUGAAGGAUUAAAACUGAAAACAUUAGAUUUGAGAAGAAAUCGAUUGAAGUCGAUCACGUGGGAGCCGUUUAUGUACCUGUAUAGCCUUGAAGAAUUAUUCCUUGCCAACAACCCUCUUGUGUGUAGUAACUGUCAGAAUAACUGGCUUCGAGAGCCCCACCAGGAUCUAGAACUAGGUGAAAAUCUCACUUGUGUCGACAAUGGUACACAGAUCUUCAUGCAAACUUUCGUUGUGGAUAACUGUAGAGUUCCAUCUGUGAAUGUGACGCCAAGGCACCUUGAAAUAAAGAAUGGCGACUCGUUCAACGCGAGCUGUGAGGUGGAUGGAGAACCUCACCCUAGCUUGAGAUGGGAUGUAAGUCGAUUGAUGUCUCCUUAUCAACUUGUUAAUAUCAGCGAGAGACAACAGAUUAUCAUGGUCCAGAAUGCAUCAUAUAAGGAUACCGGACUCCUGGAGUGUAUUGUUAGUAGUGUGGCGGGAUGGAAUGCCGCUGAGGUCAACCUCACAGUCAAGGUUGCACCAAAGAUCAACCGAUUCUGGGGACCGAUCAAGAGAUUCCACUACUGCAUUGAUCUAAACGUGACGGCCCUACCAACCCCUAAUGUCACCAUCUACCAUAACGGUACCAAGGAACUCCACUAUGAUAGCAGACUAUCAAACGUCACCAUCAACUCACACCCAACAAUGAGAAGAUACGAGGUCACCAACAAGGCUAGGACUCCAUGGGAGAUAUUUGGUUGCCUGACGUUUCUCCUUCCAUCGCACUACGAUAACGGCAACUACACGCUGGUCGUUUCUAACGAACUUGGCUCGGAUAGGAAAAACAUCAGUGCCAUAUUCUUUGAUGGAAGUGAAGCUCCUUACCCUGAGAAACGUGAGACACCUGCUCCCGAUGGCAGUGACAACACUCUCAAACCAAAAACAUCUGGACCUAAAGGACCACCUCUCGACCCUUCUACCAGGCAACCACAUAAAAUGGACUCGGUUCCUGUUUACAUCUUGGCAGCAGUUGGAGCAGGUAUACUUCUGAUUGUCUUGGUGCUGAUUGGUCGGAAGUACUAUACGAAGAAACGCGAAAGAUUCCGAAACCUUGGCGAUGGCAGUGCGACCCCGUUUACAUCAGUCGCAUGUGUUCUGGAUGCGAAGAGAGGGGAAGACCGAGUUGAUUUGGUCCACAUGAUUCCUAAUCCUAACUACCUGGCUCGAACUGAUCGUAGAUCUGGUAGUACUGCAAUCAAUCACAUUUCUCGUGAUACCAUCCGAUUCAUUGGCGAGCUUGGUGAAGGAGCAUUCGGUGUGGUGUGUCUGGGACAGUGUGAAGAACUUCCUGGAGCAGAAGGUCCUACCAUGGUAGCCAUCAAGACACUCAAAGACGCCUCAGUUGGGGACGCUAGGACGGACUUUGAGAGAGAAGCAGAAUUACUCACUAAUCUACAGCAUAAGAACAUUGUAACGUUCUAUGGAGUCUGUAUCGACCACGAACCUUUCUUCAUGGUCUUUGAAUAUAUGGAGAAUGGAGAUCUUAACAACUAUCUGAAAUCUCGCGGCCCUGAUGCUGAUUGUUUCACCCGUAGCCAAGCCUUACUUCCCUUGACUGUAAAAGAACUCCUCUACAUUGCAAAACAAAUAGCAUCUGGUAUGGUUUAUAUGGCUUCUCAACACUUCGUCCAUCGAGACAUGGCCACCAGGAAUUGCUUGGUUGGGGAUCGACUCAUUGUGAAGAUAGCAGACUUUGGAAUGUCAAGAGAUGUUUAUAGCACAGACUACUACAGGGUUGGAGGCCAUACCAUGCUACCUGUCCGCUGGAUGCCCCCUGAAAGCAUUAUCUACAGAACGUACUCAGUGGAGAGUGACGUAUGGAGCUAUGGUGUUGUCCUUUGGGAGAUCUUUGAGUAUGGAAAGCAGCCUUGGUUUGGACUAUCUAAUCAUGAGGUAAUUGAGUACAUUCAUAAUGGAAUAUUACUGGACUGCCCGAAAGGAUGCCCCAAGGAGGUCUAUAAGAUCAUGUUAGGAUGUUGGCAGCGACAACCCACACAGCGCAUGCUCAUCAAAGAUGUGCACGACGCCAUCUCUCGGCUAUCCGAUGAGAACACUCCCAUGGUUGACAUUGUUGGGAGGAACACUUUGGUGUAGAGAAUGCUUUCAAAUCCGGACUUUACCAAAAAGGACCUCGUUCAAAGGAAUGAUUGGAAGUUGUUUGCUCUUCUAUAAAUCAGUACAGUUUAAAGCCGGAUAUGACACGCUUCAUAAUGGACUAUGAUAUAUUUAUCUACUAACUUGCCAUGCACAGGAGAAGGGGAAUACGGGCGCACUUUGUUGAAAUUGUUAUGUUUGUAUAGAUACCAAAAUGAAGUAAUGUAUUUGUAAUGAUAUGUAUAAUGCAGUCAUAUGUAAGAGGCAACCUGUCACAAUUUUAUUUACUUAAUUUGUUUUAAUGCUGAUGAAAAUGAAUGUCUUGAUUCUUUGAAAACGUGCGUUUGCCAAAUAAAUUGUUAUAUUUUUGGAGAAUGCUAUGAAAAUUGCUCUACUACUAUGGUUUUUUUUUAAGAUGUAAGCUAGUAGAAAUUUAUAUUUGGCGGAAUUUCGCGCUUGGCUCUCGUAUUAUGUCAUUUUCUUGACAUUCCAUCUGGUGAGAAUUCAUGUUUUUAUUUGUUCUUAUUAUCAACAUCUGGGCCCCGUACACCCCGUAACACAAAGGUUAGUGAUUAAUCAGUCAAUGAAAUGGCCUAUCAAGAUCAUCGUUGCAUGUGCAUUUUGCUCAGUAGACUGACAAUGAACCUAUCAAAAUUAUUCUUUCAUAUUAGCGAUUAAUCGUUAAUCUUGAUGUCACGAGGCCCUGGAGGGCUGUCCCACAAAGAGAUGUGGUCAUAGCAAGUUCUAUAAUUGGGGCUUCUGAUUGGCUAGAAAUCGAUUUGUUCUUGAUUCGUAUUAUUUCGCUUUGAUUGCAAAUUCUUUCUGCAACGGUUCCAUUACAUUUGCUGCGUUGACAAUUGCUCUGAUAGAAAAUCGGCACGUUAGCCAAGCAUAAAACAUUAUCUCAAAAACUAAAUAAAAACUAAUCCUUAAUUAUCUUUGCAUUAUUCUAAACCAAAAACUAUAUUGCAAUCCUAACUCUAAGCCUAGGCCCUCUGAGAUUGUAAGACAGGAGCAAAAGUCGUGUCACCUCUGGAAAGCGCCCCCGCCUCCUCAGCCAAUUUAAACACCAUUUAGUUUGUAAAACCUUUCGUUGUAGAUCGAUAGCGUUUCAAUUGACUUAUCAUGAAGUAAAUUACAAUUUACAGGAUAAUUUCAAUAUCUACUUCGCGAGUAUAAUGGGGUCGCUUGGUGAUUAAGGCAAUUUUUCGGAUCGUGAGCCUUUCCGAUGAGAGCCUCGACUUUAUUUCUUCAUCUAGCAUCGUAGGCCUUUACAGACAUGAGCACAUCGUCUGUUUUGUUUAUAUCAGUGAAAAUGGGUAUAGUAUUUCGUAGAGUAUUGGUAUAGUUUUCUUGUGUAGGAAGUGUGAGAAUCGUCAAUCGGGUGUACAGUGUUAAAACUGAUUAACAACUACAAUUUUGAUAGUUAAAGGUUGAAAUGAUGCGGGUUAGUGCGAUGAGAGAUAUAUAGGCCUACAGGGUGGUUGAAAAUUAAUGAUAUAUCUGGAUAUAUAUCAAGAUACAACUCUUUGUGAAUAUUUUAUAUACUUAUAUAAAGAUGGACUCGAAAUUGAAUUUUAAUGUGAGCGUGAUUAUUAUAUGUCUAUUAUUGCUGGACUGAUUGGAGCUAGUGUAUUAUCAUGUCUAUUAUAAGACUCUGUGACUGAUUUCAGUAAUCUGGUUACAAAAUAAAGUCACGAUCAGAGUAGGGAAACUACUUAUUUUUUUUAUAUUGUAAUGUUCAGAGGUUGUGAAAGAUAUACACUUGUUUUUCGAAAGGUAUGUUAUUUCGAAACACGCGGAUUGCAUAACCAUAUAGACCCUAGUGGGGUUCAGUAUACCGAAGAUAAAAAAAGGGAUUCUUCAUUUUCAACGUUUGUGAUGUUAAUCCAGGAUGAAGCCAGGUUUGUUAGUACAAAAAUAAUUCAUGAAUCCAUUUUCCGAGUACAACCUUUGGACUUUUUUUUCCAAACGAUCGGUCUGAAUACCGAAUCUUUGAGCUAUUCGAACCUUCGGAAUUACGAAAUUUCUCAAUUUUAAGUUGUAACCGUGAGCGGAGAUGUCAUGGACAUUAUUGAGAUGUCCAUUGCCCGGCCCUGAACAGACUUUUAAGAUUUUGUUCUAAUUGGAUAACAACAUUUGCAGUUCUGUCACAUAAUUUUACCUCAGUGAUACAUUAAUGAGGCGGAAUCGUGACUGAUUCCAGGUCAUACUGAGAAAGGUCACGUUCUGUACAUCAUUGUUACUUUCCAACCCCUCUCUCUCUCUGUCUGCCUUUGUCUCUUUCUUUUGCUAUUUCUGUCCCCCUCCCUCUUUCUGUCUCCUUGUCUCGUAGUAAGCUCGUUGUGGUAGAGUUGUGGAGCACUCUCUCGAGAAGUCCUAUAAAAAGAAUGGGACAGAGAAACGCGAAUCCAGUGAGGGGGUAUACCAAUUCCUGGAGUAUGGCGAAAAAAGACAGCUGUAAUAAAAUAUUUCAAAAUAAUUUUACCAAGUCAGUCCAGUCAGUGAUCCAACAUGACGUCAAUCAAUGCGAAUGCCGAGAUUCAUUUAAGGGCCAAGGGGAAUUGCAAUGAAUUUAUUCAAAAUUUCUGAUGAGGCAUAAUUAUUACACUCUUUAAAAUAUUGGGCAACAUACUGUCUACACAACAAUUGGUCAAAACUUAACCCUCACUCUCCCGGGGUAUUUUGAUUCUUGUCAUUCCCGGGGGGGGGGGGGCAUUAUGGCCCCCCCCCAAGAUCUCGGCCGCCGAUCGAGCGAGCGACGCAAAAAUUUGCACGCUGGUAGUUUGCGAUGUAAUCUACAAGGCUGUAUGGUAAAAUUUUCCAAAAUAAUGAGAUUUUAUUUUAUAUGAAUUAAUUAUGCUAAUUUAUGCAUAAAUCAUACUUUUUGCUCUAAUUCACUAAAUAAAGCUCCUAGAAUGCUAAUUUUUGGUAAAAAUAUUCUUUGUAGCAUUCUUAACAAUCGCAAUGAAAAAAACUUCGGUUUGGAAAUCAAUUUCUUGUGUAUUUUAUUGUUUUAUGAAUUUCUUAUGUAUUUCUUUGUUUUUUUUACUUUUUGUCUUUUAUUGUUUUUUCAAUGGAAAUCGUUCCAGACUUAAUUCUGACCAUAAACAAGGCAAAAUUAAUUAAGUUUAAUCAGUAAAAGUAGAAAUAAUGAUACAUUUAUGAAUUUUGGCUAAAUACACAAUUUGCAUUGGAUUUGUACAUGAAAUCACGUUUAUGAGCAAUUUCGGGUCUGACAUGCACUUACAUAAUGUUGCGUAAUGUCGUAACCGUGUACCCGGGUGUCACAAAUUUGGUCUCAAAAUUUGCGCGAGACUUGAAAGUAAAAAGUCGGUAAG
This is a messenger RNA of Lytechinus pictus (painted urchin), 6310 nucleotides long. RefSeq names its product BDNF/NT-3 growth factors receptor-like. The record is from RefSeq and is a predicted model, not a curated record. The coding region runs from base 387 to 2969 and encodes 860 amino acids. Gene Ontology annotation, cellular component: signaling receptor complex; plasma membrane; axon. Gene Ontology annotation, biological process: positive regulation of kinase activity; cell surface receptor protein tyrosine kinase signaling pathway; protein phosphorylation. The transcript is spliced from 13 exons. Gene Ontology annotation, molecular function: transmembrane receptor protein tyrosine kinase activity; neurotrophin receptor activity; neurotrophin binding. NCBI's taxonomy places the organism in Eukaryota, Metazoa, Echinodermata, Echinoidea, Temnopleuroida, Toxopneustidae.